UUCCUUUUUUUAAGAGAGAUCUAGAAUUAUCAAUGAGUGAGUGUAGACUGUAGAGUUACAAAAUUGGAAGAAUAUUCAAAGGCACCCCCUAGACAAGAACAAGUCGAAGGAGAAGAGAGAAACAGAUCCUCUCACGUGCACAUGCAGCAGAACCACCCCAACACCAGUCGUCUUGUCCCCUUGUCCAACUAUGACGUUACAGAGCUAAAAUUGGAAAACGGCCAAUUGGCCAUGCAUGGCCUUGGUGGGCUUCUUCCCACAUCCCAAGCGAAGCACACAUGGGGCAGGGCUUUUGACACACUAGAAUCCGUGGUUCAUCAAGCUACUCACCACAGACGCGAACCAAACUUGAUCCACAAUGGCCAGACCCCGGCCAACAUAAGCUCAAUGGUUGCAUCCUCCGGCCGAACAUGGACUGACAACGGAGGCCAGGUACCGUUGGCAGAGGGGUGGAUGAGGAAACGUACUCGAUCUGACUCCGAUUACCAUGGAAACAAUUUUAGCGGUAGUACUACUAGCAUUCAUGAAGAGCAUGCAGAUCCCAGCACUUGUGCUAGUCCUAGUCCUAGUGCUAGUGCUAAAUUGUGCAGGGACAAUGAAAAAACUAUGACUACAUGGGCUUCGUUUGAGUCUCUUCCCAGCUUGAAGAGUACCAAAAGCCCUGAUGAGGAUUCAGCCUCUCACGGCGGAUUGGAAAACCAAGAUGAUGGCCAAGAGACCACCAAAGAUGGUGAAUCAGGCCGUUCACGCUCCACAAGACCAAAGCGUGCUGCUGCUGUUCAUAAUCAGUCAGAGCGGAAACGAAGAGACCGGAUCAAUCAGAAGAUGAAAGCUCUGCAAAGGUUGGUGCCAAAUGCAAGUAAGACUGAUAAGGCUUCAAUGCUUGAUGAGGUGAUCAAAUACUUGGAACAACUUCAAGCUCAAGUCCAAAUGAUGAGCAGUGUGAGAAAUAUGCCUCACAUGAAUAUGAAUAUGAAUAUGAUGAUGCCCCUAGGAAUGCAGCAGCAGCAGCAUCUUCAUCAAAUGUCAUUCUUAGCACAUAUGGGCAUGGGUGGUAAUGUUGGUCCUCUUGGGCUAGGAAUGGGAAUGGGAAUUCAUCCUACUCCGGUUGUGGCGGCAGCUCCUACUUUCAUUCCACCCUUUAUGGUACCCCCAUUGAUGCCACGACACCCUCCUUCUCAAGCAAAGCCUGACCCUGCUUGCACCAAUGCUUCAGACCGUUUGCCUGAUCCAUAUGGUGCCCUUCUAGCACAACAAUCAAUGAAUAUGGACCUGUUCAAUAGGAUGGCAGCACUAUAUAACCAACAAGUCAAUCACACAACAGCGGCAACAAGCAGCCCAUCACAGUCAAACCAUGUGCAAGGGAACUAA
This is a messenger RNA of Prunus avium (sweet cherry), 1371 nucleotides long. Lineage: Eukaryota; Viridiplantae; Streptophyta; Magnoliopsida; Rosales; Rosaceae. The record is from RefSeq and is a predicted model, not a curated record.